CAACAAAAGUAUCAUUUUAUUUUUCUUCGUUACCUGGAUACCCAGGCACUUGCUUCACGUCUUUUCAACAUGGCACCACGACGAUACGAAGCAGAGCACAAGGACCCUGCCCCGUUGGGCAAGCCGCUCGACUUUGCCUUUGCCAAGAGAAGUGCGCAAAACCGAUUCCUCAAGGGUGCCAUGACGGAGCGUCUGUCGUCGUGGGAUGCGAAGAAGCUCGAGGCCCGCGGUAUCCCGUCCAAGAAUCUCGUCAAUGUGUACAAGCGAUGGGGCGAGGGCCAGUUUGGUGUUAUCCUCACGGGCAACGUCAUGUUUGAGUACGACCACCUGGAGGCAGCCGGCAACCCCAUUAUCCCGCGUGACGCAAAGUACGAGGGCGAGCGGUUCGAAAUGUUCAAGGAGCUCGCGACACAGGCCAAGAAGCACGGCUCGUUGAUUGUUGCCCAAGUGUCUCAUCCUGGCCGUCAGGUCCCGGAGAAGCUGCAGAAGAACCCCAUUUCGGCGUCUGAUGUCCAGCUCGAGGGCAACAUUAUGGGCAUGACGUUUGCGAAGCCGCGCGCUGCCACCGAAGAAGACAUCAAGAAGGUGAUUGAAGGCUUCGCACACGCAGCAGAGUUCCUGGAAAAGGCCGGCUACGACGGCAUACAGCUCCACGGCGCCCACGGCUACCUCCUCGCGCAAUUCCUGUCGCCCACCACCAACCAGCGUACCGACAAGUACGGCGGGUCUCUCGAGAACCGCGCGCGCCUCAUCACUGAGGUUGGACAGGAGAUCCGCAAGCGCACAUCGCCCAACUUUGUCCUCGGCAUCAAGCUCAACUCAGUCGAGUUCCAGGACAAGGGCUUCGACUCCGAGGAAGCCGGCACGCUGUGCAAGAUGCUGGAAGACAACACGUUUGACUUUGUCGAGCUCUCGGGCGGAACUUACCAGCAGACCGCCUUUGUGCACCAGCGCGAAUCCACCAAGAAGCGCGAAGCCUUCUUCAUUGAGUUUGCCGAGAAAAUCACGCCCUCGCUGUCCAAAACACGCACCUACGUCACGGGCGGCUUCAAGACAGUCCCCGCCAUGCUCGACGCCCUCAACACAGUCGACGGCGUUGGUAUCGCGCGGCCCGCAGCCCAGGAACCGGAGCUUCCGCGCCAAAUCAUCGCCGGCGAAGUCGACGCCGCUAUCAAGCAGCUCACGGGUGAAAACGACUUUGGCACCACCAACCUCGCGGCUGGAACGCAGAUUCGGCAGCUGGGUAAAGAUCAGCGGCCAAUUGACCUGAGUGACGAGGGCAACUUGCAGGCGUUUAUGCAGGACGUGCAGAAGUGGAUGCAGGCGCUUGGGAGUGAUGCAGAGGGAAAUAUGUAUGGCUUUGUGGAUAUCGAGAGUGUGCCUGGUGUGCCGUAUGGAAGUGCAGCGCCGGUUUCGUAGAUUUAUGCCGAGCGUAGCGAGCGUAGCAUAACGUAAAGCAAUAGAUAUAUGUAUACCCAACCAUCGCUGAGAAUUCCAAAGCCUCAACAUCUAUCCCUCCAAAACAUCCCCCCCCCCUUUCCACCACAACCCAUCCAUCCAUCCCAUCUCUCUACACCUACACACCCUUGACCCUCCCCCUCCCAAACGCCGGCAUCCCUCUAAACCCGGUCUCAGCAUCCCUCUCCCCACUCACAUUGCCCAACCGCCUGCCAUACUCCUCACUGUGAUUGUAAUCCGCAGCCACGCCCGCCACACGCCCAAACCCCACGCCGCCGCCGUAGAGCUCGCGAUCAGACCAGUUGCGGCCGGUAAAGGGGCGCGCGUGCCCGGAUUGCUUGAGCCAUUUUGCCAGGAGCAAGCCGAUGGUGGCCCAGGCGGAGGCGAGGACGAGGAUGAAGAUUGUGAAGAGCAUUUGUUCUUGUUCGUCUUC
Exserohilum turcica Et28A is the source of this 1891-nucleotide messenger RNA. RefSeq lists its product as uncharacterized. Gene Ontology annotation, molecular function: oxidoreductase activity; FMN binding. Lineage: Eukaryota; Fungi; Ascomycota; Dothideomycetes; Pleosporales; Pleosporaceae. The record is from RefSeq and is a predicted model, not a curated record. Bases 70 to 1419 code for a protein of 449 amino acids. The transcript has a single exon.